This is a messenger RNA of Haliotis rufescens (red abalone), 5494 nucleotides long. Its product is annotated as cytochrome b5 reductase 4-like. The transcript is spliced from 15 exons. The record is from RefSeq and is a predicted model, not a curated record. Bases 285 to 1886 code for a protein of 533 amino acids. Gene Ontology annotation, molecular function: heme binding; oxidoreductase activity. NCBI's taxonomy places the organism in Eukaryota, Metazoa, Mollusca, Gastropoda, Lepetellida, Haliotidae.
UCACUCGAAGGCGUGAAAUUCACAGUGGCUAAACGGAGAGAUAGCAGAAAAUUUCGUUCUCUGUAUCAAGAUGAAUGCCAAAACUUGGAUUACCGUACCUCGAGGACGAUAAACGAAGACAUGUAGUUCAUCUGUUGGCGCCUUUGUUGAGUUUCAGGGGGAUGGACAUAUUUUUUAUGAGCUGUGAUUCGUGAAAAACUGCCAAACUGGGGUGUGGAAAGUCCAAGGUUGACUCGCCAGUCCAUAGCAGUAGUAGUAGUGGUAGUAAUAAAGGCAGCAGCAAUAUGGCGGGUCCCAACCUUACUGUGCCGCAGUUUCCUGCGGCAAAUUCCCAACAACGAAUUUCACCGUCCCCGAGUGCAGGUCGCAACAAGGUGGCGCUGAAGCCUGGCAGGUCGCUGAUGGACUGGAUCCGAUUAGGGCGAAGCGGCCAGGACUUGACCGGAGUUGGCGGGAAGGUCUUGGAGGUGUCGUCGGAGGAACUGGCCAAACACAGCAGGCCUGAAGACUCCUGGAUUGCUCUCAGAGGAAAGGUGUAUAACAUCACUCCAUACCUGGAGUUUCAUCCUGGUGGAAUUGAUGAACUGAUGAGGGGAGCCGGGAAGGACGGGACACAACUCUUUGACGAGGUGCAUAAAUGGGUGAAUGCAGAGUCCAUGUUGGAGAAGUGUUUUGUGGGACGCGUCAAAGUGGAACUACCCACAUCAAGGCGAGGAAGUGCAACAUCCCGGGGCAGUACCAGGUCCAACACUCUCAGCCCUAAUGGAUCCAUUAACCCAUUAAACCUCAAGCCACCAUCAGGACCUCAGCCCCCAAGACAUGACUGGUUCCAGAAUGCCAAGUCUGUAACCAUUGUUGUCUACACAAAAUGGCUGGCCAUGAAAGAUGAAUUUGUCACCAUCGACUUAAAUGACAGGAAGCUUAAAAUCAACAUAUUCCUUGAAACUCACACCUAUCAGAUGCAUAUAGAACUUGAAAAAUCCAUCAUACCAGACUAUAACGUUAAGGUACACAAGGACAAUGGGAAGGUAGAGAUCAUUAUGCCAAAGUCGGUGACUGACGAGCAGUGGCAGACAUUGGGGACCAAUCAGAGUGACCAUGGCACCCUGGUAAAGACAGCAGAGAGAGAAGUGUCUUACCGCCAGUGCACGAUUCAGUCUAUACAAGAAGUUAGCCCUGACACGAAGCUGUUAUGUGUGCAGCUACCAGAAGGGACACGGAUGUGUGUGCCCCUCGGAUACCAUGUACAUAUCAAACAUAAUAUUUCAGGGAUGGAACUAGCCCGAAGUUACACUGUAGUUUUUCCUUCUUUGAGAUCCAGUGAGCAAGACAUCCUUGUAGAACAAGGCCGUGUGUUGUACCUGAUGAUAAAGAUCUAUCCAGACGGUGCACUUACACCCUGGAUUGGUGGUCUGUCUGUUGGGUCAUCUCUAGAGGUGAGUGAUAUUGAUGGGAAUUUCCAGUCCACCCAGCUCGAGAAGAGCACUCAGCUAAUCCUGAUGGCAGCAGGCACGGGAUUCACCCCCAUGGUGAGGCUGUUGUACCAGACCCUGGUGGUGGAGCAAGACUCAAAGAGACAUGUAAAACUGAUGUUCUUCAACAAGACGAAAAAGGACAUUCUAUGGAAGGACCAACUAGAUGAACUAGUAGCCAAGAAUGACAGCAGGUUGUCUGUGACGUAUGUCCUGUCUGAGCCCGACUCGGAGUGGGAGGGACCCAAGGGGAGGGUGCGGGAGGAACUCAUGAAGGAGGAGAUGCCCACAAUGGACGACGGAACCAAUCUGCUGGUGUGUGCGUGUGGACCCACACCAUUUACUAAAGAAGUGGUCAGGUUAGCCAAGACUAUGGGAUGCAAAGAUGAACAGCUUCAUGCUUUUCUAGGCUGAGCUACCUCUCUGUCAUGUCACUAGUACAUACUGCUAAAGAUGUCCUGAAAAUGAUCCUCAGAUUUUCCUGUGUGGCUUCAAAUAAAUGUAGGACUCACAGAGUCGUCUUAAUAAAAAGAAUGAACUUUCGCUGUAACAGAUCCUUUGUAAUCCCAAUGAAAUUAAGGAUGUUUGGAAUCCCUGUCUAAGGCCCAAGCAAGUCACUGGCCAGAGAUAUCUGCUAGAUACCAGUAGACGGUUGUCUGGACGUAUUUUCAGAAACUCCAUCUCCUUGAAAGAUCAUGAUAUUCAUCAACAUUUGUGGCUUAAACCUAUCCACAACCUUGUUGUCUCUUGAGGAAGCUGAUUCCAUAGAAGAAAUUAAUCCUAACCAGAUACCUGUGAAAAACACUUGUUAUUUCAUUUCUCCAAAUCCAGAACUUCAUUGAGAUGCCUGAACAGGCAUCAGUACCUCUAUAAAGAAGGAUAUUGCCAACAAACUUUCUGCAUGAUGUCAUACAGAGACUCUCAAUGUGUCCCCUGACAGACUCCACAUCCUCUGAUGUACAACCAAAAGAGUGAAAGAAGAAUUUCAAUUGGCAUCUCCAACGAACUUUUGUACAUUGUCCUAGAUGACCUCUGUUAGUGUCAUCAGAAAAUCCUGAAGCGUUUCCAGACCCUUUUUCUUCUUGCAUUUUCCGCUUUGUUCCCAUAACUUUGUUGUAAAAAACAUCUUCUCUGGAAUGCUGUUUCCCGAAGUCUAGAAGGGUUUCAGAAAAAUGGUAACAGUCAAAUGGUGGUACCGUUUACUCAUGCUGGUUUGAUCUUUGAGGAUACGACAACCACAUACAACCUUUCAACAUGUGUCGAACAACUUUCUUAUUAAUAUGUGACAGUUUGGUAUAGCUGUUGUAUAUCAUUUUGAAUAUUUAUCAACAUUUUCAUAUUUUGUACUAUUUGUACCAAUACAAGGGUACAUGAUGUACCUUGCCCCUGCUAGAUGUCUGACUUUGUCCUACUCUACUGUGAUAACUGCACUAUGAUGUCAUCCUGUUGUUUUCUUGUACCAACUCUGGCACACUUGUUUGCUGUAGGCCCAAACUCGUUAGCCUGUUUUUCCAAGAAAGAAUGACCUUGUCAGAUGUUUUUGUCCCUUUUGGGAAAUGUGUCUGACCUUGGCACCGCCAUCUGCUUGGGAUCUGCUGACCCUAAGCUGAACUCACAUAUGUAUCCCGGUAGAGUAACACCUCACCAUUCCCAGUAAAGAGAGCAUUGUGAAAACAGGUGCCCCGAAGAAUGACCUAUUAAAGAGCAAAAGAACCCAAAGAUUGACCUAUUUUAGAGCCAAAAAUCCCAAAGUAUGACCUGUUUCAGAGCCAAAAAACCCUCUAGUUAUUAAUGAACCCACAGAAGCUGCAGUUUCAGACACUGUGCCUACCAUUUGCUGGGCUGGUUUCUUUAUCAUGCAAUUAGAACUGAUUCUGAAUUUACAGUUCAAAUUCUAGGUAAUACCUCUCCAUCGCUUGAUGAAGUCACUAUUUCAUGUGUGUCUUUCUUUUUCUCGAGAACAGUUGCCCCUGUUAUAGGACCUUUCAUAGUCCUCUAAAUUAUUACUUUGUUGACAUCAGAACCACCCUCAUCAUUUUUCUCAGAAGGUGGUACUUUACCUCAUCAGUUAAGUUCAGAGUGACAUCACCCGAUAUCUGGCAAACUGUUUUUUAACCCCUUGACUAAUUUUAAAGACAGGUGCAAAACCUCAUUAUCGUGGUUCUUAUUGGGAAUGGUUGCACUCUGAUUAUAAUUACCCACCUUCUGCUUUAUUUUUUAUAAGGGAAACAGAGUUAGCUCCCUUCUCAAACCACCACUAAUGCUGUUUUGCCAAGACCAGUGCGGAUGUGACAUUACACAGAGCUCCAAUCACUGUUCCCCCUGCAUCAAGUACUGUGAAACCUGGUUAGCUUCAACUUUAUUAAUUAUCCUUUAGACGAUAUACGGUGAACACCUGUUGGUCCAGAUGCUACUGAUCCCAGUAAAAUCGUCCAGAUUAACACUGUUCCAGGUAAAUUAACCUUGGGUAUAUUGUGAUGUUCCGUUAAUUGUAUACACACGUUGCCAAUGGUAAUUGUGUGGAUUACAGGGUGUCUGGACUGGUCGGGUCACAGCAGAAUCCUGGUAUAAGUCUUAUAUGGACUCAAUGCAGGUUCCUGGUCCCAGCAGAAUCCUGGUAUAAAGUCUUAUAUGGAUUCACUGCAGGUUCCUGGUCCCAGCAGAAUCCUGGUAUAAAGUCUUAUAUGGACUCACUGCAGAUUCCUGGUCCCAGCAGAAUCCUGGUAUAAAGUCUUAUAUGGACUCACUGCAGAUUCCUGGUCCCAGCAGAAUCCUGGUAUAAGUCUUAUAUGGACUCAAUGCAGGUUCCUGGUCCCAGCAGAAUCCUGGUAUAAAGUCUUAUAUGGAUUCACUGCAGGUUCCUGGUCCCAGCAGAAUCCUGGUAUAAAGUCUUAUAUGGACUCACUGCAGAUUCCUGGUCCCAGCAGAAUCCUGGUAUAAAGUCUUAUAUGGACUCACUGCAGAUUCCUGGUCCCAGCAGAAUCCUGGUAUAAGUCUUAUAUGGACUCAAUGCAGGUUCCUGGUCCCAGCAGAAUCCUGGUAUAAAGUCUUAUAUGGAUUCACUGCAGGUUCCUGGUCCCAGCAGAAUCCUGGUAUAAAGUCUUAUAUGGACUCACUGCAGAUUCCUGGUCCCAGCAGAAUCCUGGUAUAAAGUCUUAUAUGGACUCACUGCAGGUUCCUGGUCCCAGCAGAAUCCUGGUAUAAAGUCUUAUAUGGACUCACUGCAGGUUCCUGGUCUCAGCAGAAUCCUGGUAUAAAGUCUUAUAUGGACUCACUGCAGGUUCCUGGUCUCAGCAGAAUCCUGGUAUAAAGUCGUAUAUGGACUCAUUGCAGGUUCCUGGUCCCAGCAGAAUCCUGGUAUAAAGUCUUAUAUGGACUCACUGCAGGUUCCUGGUCUCAGCAGAAUCCUGGUAUAAAGUCUUAUAUGGACUCACUGCAGGCUUCCAACCAUAGGAUAACAUGACAUACAUAGUUUAUGUCCUUAAGGUGUUUAUGUUGUGAAGGUUAAUCUUUAUUAACAUCAAAUGUUGAUUUUUCAGCAGACCAAUAUUACCAUAAGUUUAAUUGCAGUUAUUGUCAUUAAGUCGUUAUUAAAAAGUUGUUAGAAACUGCUUCCUAAAUUACAGUUACAGUAAAAUACUCACUUUGAACCUUUAUAAAAAUCUUCCAAGUUCUGUUCCAAAAUGCAAACUUUAUGCAAGGGAAGUAACUCUUUCAGUAAUAGCACUCUCAGAAUGCCCGCCAUGUCAAGACACGGAAUAAGUGACCUCCCUUUGACAUAUCUCCAGCUUGUCACAAUGAGAAUGUCCGUCCUUCACAUUUCCAUUCAAGAUCUCAUAAACCAUUAUUGCUAUUUUCAUGAAAUGUUUUGUACAAGGCAUUUUCUCAUGGAACACCGAUGAAUAACCCUUUUAGCAUGCUUGUGGUCCUUUCUGAAGCACAACUAAAAAAACAUCCAAGUUUUUUCAUGACACUUGCACAGCAGUGUGUGAAAUAGCUGUCUGCCCACUAGCUUGUGGCUA